AUGGCCGCUGACAUGCUCGUCGCGCGUGCGCACAUCCAGAACUACUCCGAGGCGAGCGCUGUCGAGCCGCAUUGGGGCUACGCAGAUCGCCUCGUACCCUGCACCAGCGACCCUGGCUCCUGCGAGUACCUCGACGUUGUCUAUCGCAGUCAUGACCUUGGCAUGUACUACAGCGGCAUCAUAUGGGCCACAAUUGGCGCCAUUCUGUUGGUGUGGGCUGUUGGCCGACACUUUGCGCGCUCACAACCAUCCGGCGUGCAACUACCAAAAGAAGUAGGAGAAGGAAUACCGCAGAGACGCAGCGCAUUCGAAAGACUUCAACGGGCGAUUCCAUCAUACGCACGACGAUAUCUUCUUCCUGAUGCCGCGCGACCAAUCUUCGGACGCGUGACCCGCACCCAGGUCUUGACCCUAAUCGUCUUGACGGCUUACCUGACCGUAUUCACCUUCAUCGGCAUCGUCUACAAGAAAUGGGUUACGCCCGUCAAGAAGCUACCCGGCGUCUACAACACCCGUACCAGUCUCGGACCAUGGUCUGACCGUAUCGGUGUCAUCGCAUACGCCCUCACACCUCUCUCCGUUAUGCUCUCGACACGCGAGUCCAUCUUGUCGCUCGUCACUGGCCUGCCAUACCAGAGCUUCAACUUCCUCCAUCGCUGGUUGGGAUACAUCAUCUUCGCCCAGUCCGCCCUUCACACCAUCGGCUGGUGCGUCAUCGAGAUCCGUCUCUAUCAGCCCCAGCCAACCGUCGCCGCGGAAUGGAUCGUGCAGGAGUACAUGAUCUGGGGGGUAGUCGCAAUGCUUCUCCUGACUCUUCUUGUUCUGCUCUCGACUCCCUGGGGUAUCCGUCUCACCGGCUACGAAUUCUUCCGCAAGGCCCACUACGUCCUCGCAAUGGUGUACAUUGGAGCCUGCUGGGGACACUGGGCGCAGCUCAAGGUCUUCCUCCUCCCUGGACUUCUGGUCUGGUUCAUCGACCGCGCUAUCCGGCUUGCUAGAUCAGCUCUGCUCCACUACAACUUCCUGCCCUCCAGACACAUGGGCUUCCGUGCCGCUUCUGCAAACAUUGCGCUUUUCAAGGACGAGGUCAACGGCGACGUUGUGCGUCUGGAUUUCGACCACGCUCAAGAUGCCUGGGCAGUCGGUCAGCACUUCUACCUCACAUUCCCGGAUAGCUCCAUCUGGCAGUCCCACCCGUUUACACCAAUUAGCCGCCCGGUUUACGGUGCUGACUCCCAGCGCCACUCGUAUAUUUUCCGCGCAAGGGGCGGAGAGACGAAGAAGAUUGCCGACCUGUCCAUGAAGCGCAUUGCGAACAUGUCAAGCCACCAAGAAUCGCACGAGAGCCUAAUGGCUGAUGCCCGCCUCUCUGUCGUCAUGACCGGACCUUACGGCGAGCGCACCAUGCGUGGGCUCGCUGCCAACUCCAACAUCCUCUGCAUAGCUGGCGGCACCGGAAUCGCUUACGUCCUUCCCGUACUCCUUGACCUCGCUUCCAGCCCACAGUCGCCCGACCGCCACAUGACGCUCAUCUGGAGCAUACGCCGAAGGAGCGACAUCGACUGGGUCGGCCCCGAACUCGCUACCCUCAAGCGCAAGUGCCGGAACCUACGAACCGGAAUUCACAUCUACGUCACCCGCGCCGCAGAAGAAGCCAACCUCGACCUCACAGUCUCCGAAAAGGCCGCGCCCAACGAGUGCUCCAAGGAGAUCAACUCCGCCUCUGACUCUUCAUCUGCCGACGCAUCCUCUGCACUAUCAGUUCAUGGUGUCGCAAAGUCGGAGUUGGGCCUCAACCACAUCCAAGCCAGGCCUGACCUAGAUACCCUAGUGUCAGAGUUCGUUGUUGGUACUGUACGAGGAGGCACCGAGGUGUUCGCUUCGGGACCCGGUGGUAUGAUUAGCGAUCUUAGGCGGAUAGUCGCCAAGAACAACAAGGGUGGUGAGGUGUGGAAGGGAGACGAUAGGUGGGAUCAAGCACCAAGUAACGCGCAAUCCUCAGAGACCGAGGGAUUAUUAGAGUGGCGCCAGCCCGCUGCGAACUACACGGCGAUAGGCCUUAUCUCCGGACCCCACAUCGUCACCACUUGGACCCUUGAUCUGUCUCCGCUUUCCAUCUUCGUUACCAACUGCUUUGAGCAAUCUUACUCCGCGAGAGCAGUCAUGAUCGAACUCCUGGAUCUCUGUUAUGAUGUUCUGAUCGGGAUUCUGGAAGAGAUUGACCCCCAUGAUCUCGCGGCAUGUGCGCAAACGUCCAGAGGCUUCAACCAAUUCAUCAAGGAGAACAAGCGACUUUACAAAACCCUGUACUUGAAGCACUUCGACGACCCUCGACGCCGAAGACCGGCCGGUCCUGAGCCAGAAUGGACUGGAGCGUUGCAGAGGGUGGUGAGAUGUCAAAAGAUCCUCGAUUCUGCCAACAAUGACCUCAAGAGAGAAGAGUUCACAUUCGUCGCAACGUGCGUCGACGAGCUUAUCGCUACGAUGUCACUAGAUGAAGAUGGCGUGACUCACAAUAAACGAUUAGUGACCGACCAGUUCCAGCGUAUCGCACAGAAUCACGACGCUUUCAUGUGCCGAUCUUCCCUGUUCGACCGUGCCGGCACAGGAAAGCAGAGACCGGCCGGGGAUGAAGAGAGUCGACAGCUGAGCGCAAAGUUGCACAGUCUAUUCGGCUUCCCGCCAUCCAACGCUGGAAGAAGAGAUCUCUCAACAAACCCGUAUGCCAGAUCGCGUGUAUACGACCUACGAAACUACACCGAUAAUAACGAGUGGGGUCCUUUCCGUGACGAUGGCACCAUGCGAGUGGAUUGGGAGAUGAUCGAAAGCAUUAUGAUUGUCAUCGGCUAUAACUCUUGCUACUGCACCCAUACAGUAUCGAAUAAACUCCGGCCACCAUGGUUCGCUCCACUUGAUGGCGUGAUCCCGGAAGACGCUCAUCAGAUGGGCGCCGCACGGAACUGUACAGCGUUGGUACAGCAACCGGACAUUUCCCUCAACAUGAAGGAUCCAUACGGAGUGGAAGGUAUCUGGUCACGUAUUGUAUGUUUCCUCGACUACAACGAUCUGUACCACUACAACUUCAGUACCGAGGCCAUGAAAGUUCCUUCCGACGAGCCUAGAGAUGCGUUGAACACCGACGAAGCCAUCAGACACAUCAUUAUGGACUUGCGCAUCACAGACGUCACAGCACCAGGGCCUUUCGACAACUCGAAACUACCUAUCGUGAAUUUCAGAGGAAAAUCGAAGUCCGUAGAUGCGCGAUGGGAUCCGAACGCUAACUCUGGUAUUCGUGGUACUGUCAGUCUGACAGCGGAAGGAGAGGUUCGCUGGCAGACUAUCUCGGUAUUCCAAGGGUAA
Alternaria incomplexa is the source of this 3360-nucleotide messenger RNA. RefSeq lists its product as uncharacterized. Lineage: Eukaryota; Fungi; Ascomycota; Dothideomycetes; Pleosporales; Pleosporaceae. The record is from RefSeq and is a predicted model, not a curated record. Gene Ontology annotation, molecular function: ferric-chelate reductase activity; protein binding. The coding region runs from base 1 to 3360 and encodes 1119 amino acids. The transcript has 5 exons. Gene Ontology annotation, cellular component: plasma membrane. Gene Ontology annotation, biological process: copper ion import; iron ion transport; intracellular iron ion homeostasis.